This is a messenger RNA of Gastrolobium bilobum, 2361 nucleotides long. RefSeq lists its product as uncharacterized. NCBI's taxonomy places the organism in Eukaryota, Viridiplantae, Streptophyta, Magnoliopsida, Fabales, Fabaceae. The coding region runs from base 1 to 2361 and encodes 786 amino acids. The transcript has 7 exons. The record is from RefSeq and is a predicted model, not a curated record. Gene Ontology annotation, molecular function: protein binding.
AUGCCUACUAGUUCUGUCGACGAAAAAUUGCCCUUCAUUUCACCAGGUGAAGUCAAUGAUUAUAUAGCUGAGUAUGCAUUUGAAGGAAAAUGGGAUAAGGUUAUUGCUAUGUACUAUAAAUUCCCAGAGGCUCACACUGCAAUGAUCAACGAUUCCGUGGGCACUGCAUUGCAUGUGGCGGUAGAUUUGGACGAAGAAGAUGUUGUGAAAGAGCUUGUGAAUGCAAUUAUAACGAAAGAAAUUGACGAAGAAGAUGCUCUGAGAGAGGAGCAGCAGCAGCAGGGCCCACAAAGUGCAAAGAAGAAGGCUCUGGAAAUGGAGAACGAGCGAGGGGAUACACCUCUGCACGUUGCAGCAUCAAGGGGUUUCGCCAGAAUAUGCAAGUGCAUUAUAGGAAUAGCUAAACAGAGGAUAUAUUUGCUGCGUCGCAGAAACGAACAAGGGGAGACACCUCUGUUUCUAGCUGCUAUCAAUUGGCGAAAACAAGCCUUUGCAUACCUCUCUGAUAUUUCAAGAGAUAGCAUCACUUUGCAAGAUCUUGUACGAGACAAUGGGGAUAGUAUUCUUCACUCCGCUAUCAGUAGAGAAUAUUUCGAUUUGGCAGUGAUAAUAGUGCAUUUCUAUGAUUUCCUGAGCACACAUCCCAAUAAAAAGGAAUCCACUCCGCUCAAAGUCCUUGCCACUAGGCCGUCGGCCUUCCCAAGUGCAAACAACCUUUCAUGGUGGAAGAAAAUCCUGUACCAUUGUACACUUGUAGAACCACUUGAAGUUGAAAGAACGAUGAAGUCGAGUUUGAGAAAGAUGGAACGCCCUCCAAGAUCUGAUAAAAUGAUACUCCCAAAGAACUACACCACCUUAUAUGACUUCUACACCAUUUUAUAUGACUUCUUUUCUAAAUUGUUUUCUACACUGUUUUUUGCUCUGUUCAGUGCUGCUGCUCUACUUGUGCGGGGAAAGAAUGAGCAUGACACAGAAAAGCAAUCAAACAAUAAAGAGAAUGACAAGACAGAUGGAGAUGAUGUUAAGGUUGGAUUUCUUCCACCAAAUUAUGCAACCUUUCAUCAUUUUAUCAAGUCUGCAUACGUACAUAGUCUUGGCCUUUCAGGAGUGGCUUUAAAGGAGGUAAAAAAGACGAAGAAGAAACACCAAUGGAGUGGUCAACUCCUGAAUGCACUAAUGAGAAGACCUUAUGCAGCAUUCACGGGAAGCGGGGGUCAACCAACUAAUUGGGAAGUUGAAACAGACAUGUUUUCUGUUUAUCAAUAUCACCGAUGGAAACAAGGUGAAACCAGCAGAUUGGAGUGGUCGGAAGAAGAAAAAGAACCAGAGUCCGCUGGCAAAAGGGAAAGUACAAAUCCAGGUUACGCAAAGGAGGAAACAGAAAAAGAUGGUGCCGAGGAAACUGAGAAAGAGGACUUAAAGGAGACAGCAUUUUUGGUUGCAGCAAGAAAUGGCAUAGUUGAAAUGGUGAACGAAAUUCUACGUCGAAUACCAAGUGCCAUUCAUAACACUAACUCAAAGAAAGAAAAUGUAUUGCUGGUCGCAGUAGUGAAGAGACAACCCCUUGUUGUUGAGGCUUUGAGAAUGAGAAUGCAAUCAAAACCAGAAGUUUGGAAUAACUUAAUUCUGGCAGUGGAUGAAACCGAGAACACCAUGUUGCAUUUGGCAGCACAUGCACUCGGCGGCGAUAAGCCUUGGCAGAUAGCUGGUUCUGCCUUACAAAUGAUGUGGGAUAUAAAAUGGUUUCAGUAUAUAAAAAGCCUUGUCCCGCAACACUUCUAUUUUAGAAGCAAUAAAAAAGGGAAAGCAGCAGGGGAAAUCUUCACAGAAACACAUAAAGAUCUUAUAAAAGAGAGUAGUGAAUGGCUUAAGGACACAUCUGAAUCUUGUUCUGUUGUGGCUGCGCUUGUCGCUGGUGUUUCCUUUGCCACAGCCAGCGCUGUACCUGGUGGAACCAACGGUGAAACAGGUAUGCCUAUAUUAGAAGGCAAGCCUGCAUUCGAUGUAUUCGCUAUUUCUUCGUUAAUCGGACUUUGCUUCUCCGUCACUGGACUCAUAAUGUUCCUUGCUAUACUUACUUCUCGUAAACAAGCCAAAGAUUUUCGCAGGGAUUUGCCACUGAAACUUCUUCUCGGUUUGAGUUCUCUUUUCAUAUCCAUUGCUUCAAUGUUUGUUUCUUUCUGCACCGGCCAUUUCUUUCUUGUUAGCCACAAAUACAAGAACAUACUAUUCCCCAUUUAUGGAGCCACUUGCUUGCCUGUGACUUUCUAUGCCGUAGCACAGUUUCCACUAUACUUUGAUCUUAUAACAGCUAUUUUAACUAAGGUGCCAGUGGCAAGUGAUAAAGGCGACAAUUUAUAG